AUGGCUCCCAUGCUGCAUCGAGUCUGGACGCCCAACACAGGUGCCUUUCCGUACAGUGUGGCGAGGCAUGCUCGCACAGGCAGUGGAUGGAUGGUUGGUUCCGCGCAGGUCCGUCCUCGUUGCCGCGGUUCGCAAGCGCCACCUACGGCGGCACCGGAGCAAACACACUAUUUGACCCGCCGCACAGGAGCAAGCAAGGUCGUCUCCAAGCUGGCCUACACCGACCAGUUCACGUGCCUCGACAAGGCAGCCAUGCUUACCCCUGAGGAGGACGCGCUCUGCGCCGACGGGAAGACGCCGACGGACCCGUGGCGGCUGUGCACUAUGCAGCAGGUGGAGGAGGUGAAGUGCUUAGCGCGGAUCAUCCCAGUGUGGUCGUCGGGGAUCGUCUACUUCGUGGUGGUCACCCAGCUAAGCACCUACGUCGUCCUCCAGGCGGCGCAGACCGACCGCCGUAUCACCGCCAGCAGCAGCUUCCAGAUCCCGCAGGGCUCCUUCGUCGUCUUCGUGAUGCUCGCUCUAACUCUCUCGGAUCCCGUGGUCACCAUGCUGGUGGCGGCGGCGGUGGAGCGCCGCCGCCGUCGGAUCGGUCCGGGAUCGCCGAUGAUGUCGUGCUUCUGGCUGGUGCCGCAGCAGGUGCUGGCGGGCCUGUCGGAGGCGUUCGCCGCCAUCGGGCAGACCGAGUUCUACUACCGGCAGUUCCCCGAGAACAUGCGAAGCGUCGCUGGGGCGCUCUACUUCCUUGGCUGGGCACUGGCGAGCUACGCCAGCGGGCUCAUGGUGACCAUUCUGCACCGGACAACGGGAUGGCUGGCGCAGGACCCGGACGAGGGCAGGGUGGACCUGUUCUACCUUGUCACCGGUGUCAUCGCAGCGGUCAACCUCGUCUACUUCGUGGCGUGCGCACGGUGGUACAGGUUCAAGAAGUCAGAUGAUGACCACACCGGCUCCGGCGCCGGCGACGCCGGCCUCGACGAGAGCCCGAAGAAAGCGGCGAAUGCAGCGCCGGUUUAG
Lolium perenne is the source of this 1014-nucleotide messenger RNA. NCBI's taxonomy places the organism in Eukaryota, Viridiplantae, Streptophyta, Magnoliopsida, Poales, Poaceae. The record is from RefSeq and is a predicted model, not a curated record.